This is a messenger RNA of Diatraea saccharalis (sugarcane borer), 4996 nucleotides long. NCBI's taxonomy places the organism in Eukaryota, Metazoa, Arthropoda, Insecta, Lepidoptera, Crambidae. The record is from the annotation of a GenBank genome assembly.
ACUCAUAUCCAAACUUUUCAAACUUUCUAUAUAUUAAAAUUUUAGUUAACAUAGUGGAAGUUUUCAUACUUAACUUAAAAAUUAUUUAAUAGUAUCUCUAAUGUAUGGCCUCCAAUAAUAAUUACCUACUCUCAAAGAUUUUAGAAUAUCUAUGCUGAUAUUGACAAACGAAUUUACAUUAUAUUAUUAAAUAGCAUAGCGUUAACGUUAACUCUAUAACUUCGUAACGUUAAGUUAUUGGGGUGUUUUUAAUGACUAAGGUCACACUGGCACACACACUACAAUUGCUAAAAAUCGGCUUCACUUUAUUGUUCAGCGAACUCCAUCUUUACUUUUUAUUUGGUCUGAGAAUAAAAACUUAUUAAAUAAAAUAUUUUUUUAUUACCUUUACUUAACACUAAAACCAUGCUACAUUGCCGUAAAUUUUGUUCUGCUGCUAUAGUUUUCUUUUAAAUUAUGUCCACUUAAGAAUUUCUGUGAAUUAUCGUAGCAAUAGUAACACUGAAAUAAAAUACCAUAGAAAAUAUUUAAGGUUUGUAAGUCGUUGGUAAUUUAUAGUUUUUUUCAAUUUAUAGACUAUAGGUAGCGAAAGUAUCAUUCGAACCUACUCACAAAUUAUAUUUUUAUUAUUAUUGUUUGUAUUUUAUUCAACUUUUUAUGUAUUUUACAUACCUUUUUAUUUCUUAAGAAUGUAUGUUAUAAAAUCUAUGCGAAUGAACGAUGUUGUAUUAUUAAAAUGAUGAAAAUUGAAAAACAGACACACUCAAUUUUUUUUUUUUACCAAAGUCAGUCAUAGAAGUCAAAUGUUAACUAUAAAUAAGCCGUAUCAAGCAAAACUCGAUAACGUCUAUUUUAAUAAAUACUUGUGAUUACUUACCGUGCUGUAGUAUCGAUUACUCAGUAUCGAGUGUCGCUUUGGAAAUUAUCGAUACCUACUAGGUAGCAAAAGUAUCGUCCGAACCUACUCACAAAUUAUCUGUUUGAUUAUGGCGUAGUUGAAAGAAAGUGUUGAAUUCGUAGUUAAAUUAUUUUUUACAUUUUGCAAUGUAAUUCUAUAAUUACUUAUGACGCUAAUCUCAUCUGAUUUCAGUAUUUUGUGUAUAUGAAAAUAAGUUACGAAUAUUUUUUGGUUCUUAUGUGUGUCACGAGUUCACAGAUUUAAAAGAUUUUUUUCUUUGUUUUGGAACAUAUGCUGACUGAAUACGUGUGAUUGUUAUUGUAAAUAGAGUUAUUAGAUAACAAAAUGAAUACAAAUCACAGUUACAAUGAAAUGGCCAGCUGUAGUAGCAAGAAAAGCAGAAGUCAAUCUGCCCAAGGUCUGGCAAGUACUAUUUCUAGUCCAGCUAUGAAAAUCCCCCUACCACCUCGAUUAUGGAUAACAGAUGCCGAAGAUGAAUCAUCAGAUGAUGAAGAUGUAGAUAGUAUUAAUGAAGAUGAGACAUUGGCAGUUGAACGACCUAGAGUUCGAUCUCGAUUUCGACAUCAUAAGCAAAGACUGUAUAGUGUACCUAUUGGUAUUUUCUGGGAUAUUGAGAAUUGUCAGGUUCCGAGGGGAUGUUCUGCUAUAGAUGUGGUAGCUGCUAUAAGAAAUAAAUUUUUAAUUGGUAAAAGAGAAGCUGAUUUUGUAGUUGUAUGUGAUGUAAGGAAGGAAGCAGCAAAUAGAUUGCAAGAACUUAAUGAUGCUCAAGUUAGCCUGAUUCAUGUGUGUGGUACACAAAAGAAUGCUGCAGAUGAAAAGUUGCGACAAUGUAUGAGGAGGUUUGGGGAGCUUCAUUCAGCACCAGCAGCUUUACUUUUAAUCUCGGGAGACAUCAAUUUUGCUGCUGAUCUAAGUGAUUUUAGGCAUAGGAAAAAUAUGGAAGUGAUAUUGGUGCAUAAACAGAACACGUCGUCUGCCUUAAUAACUUGUGCCUCGACUCAUUACUGUUUCAAUGAACUGACCGCCCAUCUACCGAGGAACCCCAAGGUGAGUCAAACAGAGGAGGAUGAAGAGCCUACUUGCGAGAUGGAAGUUGCCAAUCUGCCCUUGGAUCAACCACCGGAACGUGUAUCGAAAAGGUUGAGGAGGUUGGCUGAUAACUGUGGCGGAAAGGUAUUGCGUGUGACUGCUCCCACUGCUAUGCUGAGGUUUCCAACACCCGACCACGCUUCAAGAGCAUUGAAGCGUAUGGACGGCGAAGAUGUGUUCGGUCGCAAGAUUAGCACUCGAUAUGCACGCAUCGUAUUACAGCCGGCAUAUUCUAGCGACGAGGGGUACGGCACGGCUACUGCACCCCCUCCACCACCAAGACCCACCUACGUACCACCUGUGCAACAGUAGGCUUGCAUGUCACCUCGUGAAAUGCCAAGUACGAGUGCCCAGUCGGCGGCUAGCGAUUGGGCUCUAGCUCUUCAGCAGUUACCCGUGCCUACGCCACCGCCGCUAGAGUUUUGCCCCCCACCCGCCCCCAAACCAAGGAAAAUUAGAGGCACGCAUGGUUCAGUGAAUCUAGAUCGAUCCGGUUGCUCGUCAAGUAAUAGUGGUGACGAUACUCGUCAAAGGGAGAACAGUCAGAGUAGGGCAAUGUCCCCUUGGAACUCGUCGGCCAGUUUCAGUGAGCAGAGCGAGGGUGAAUGUGAAUCACCAGCUGAACUAACCGUUGCAAAUUUACCGCCGUACGAACCGACCGUUUUACAGGAAAUGCUGACCCAACUGUUCAACCAAUACGUACAAGUAAUAAGAGUGUCCGUCUGGGCAGCCGGCGAAGGCCCAAUAGCGACAAUAGUGUUCCGUUCCGAAUGGGAUGCUCGUUUAGCUAUAGCUCGUAUACACAAACGUCGUCUCGACAACCAGUGGAACGGUCGCAGAUUAGAACUGUCGUUAGGAAGACCGUCCCCUGCACCUAAUCUAGACGUCCUUAGAGCUAGACUCCGAGCGAUUCUAUUAGAUCAGAACAACCAUACUUUGCCUCUGCUAAGGUUGAGAGAUGCGUACGCUAGUCGGCAUUGUUGCGCUCUAACAACAUCGGAUAUUGCAAGAGUUAGAGACACUGUUGUUAUACACGAAGGGUUCGGACGUAUGGUGCAACUUGUUGAUUUAACACCGGUAUCUAAUGCCGAAGUGGAGGAGGCGCCGUGGAAAUGUCACAUCCACGCUUCUAUUAACACGGGCCAUGAGGACGGUAGUCGCAUAUUGCAACCUGUCUGUAUGGAGAUCUCAGUAUUAGCCAAAAACACUUGUGUGCUUCUGGAGAAGCAUUGCGGGAUAUUGCCUUUGUUAAGUUUCGUCGAAUGCUACGAGGCGAUGUUCCCGCCGCUCGUAGCUGAUCCACGACGUGGUGUAGCGCUGGAGCUGCUACUGCGUAGCGUGCCCGGUAUAGAGGUGAAAGAUAGCCCAUCUAGGCACCUAGCGUGGCGUGCAGACGGAACUGAUACUCCGCCCACACACACUAACCAGAGUGAAAGUUCACGUUCAAGUGGUGAACGUGAUCGGCCGAGGACAGCACCUGCUCUAGAGCCAAUGUUAGCUUUAUUCGAAAGGGAACUUAUAGAUUUGCUGCGAACUGCGCCUCGAUGCUCUAUACCGUUCAGCAAAUUAAUACCAGCGUUCCAUCACCACUUCGGCCGCCAGUGUAGGGUAGCUGAUUAUGGAUUCACGAAACUUCCAGAUCUUCUAGCAGCUCUGAGCAACACUAUUGUGGUAUUAGGUUCGGGAUCGUCUCGCGUCAUAACGAUAUCCGCGGCCGCUCAGAGCCGUCGUUGGACAUCUGAUCUAGUUAAACUGUUGAAGGCACAGCCCGGUCGCGUUAUACUACCGACUGAUAUACCACAGUUGUACCAAGAGACUUUCGGUAAACCGUUCUCGACCGUUGAUUAUGGUGUGUGCACACUGAACGAGCUGAUGCAGAGAGUGACUCCGGUAUCUGUUAGUGUUGGGGCGGACGGUACUAUAUCAUUGCCGAGACGUACGCCUACGCCAGAAGAACGCGCGCGUACCGUACAGUUCGCUUUGGAGGCCGUGGAACUUCUUUGCUACACGCCGAAUUUACGCAUGGAAUUCUCACGGUUCGUUCCCGCUUACCACGCUCAUUUUGGCCGUCAGCUACGGGUAGCCCACUACGGCUGCGUUAAACUGGUGGAGCUGUUCGAACUAAUACCUGAAACUGUUGCCGUGGCGAUUGAAGCUAGCGGGGAGAGAAGCGUCAGAUUGGCCCCCAGUACCGCUAAAGCAGUGAUGGGGCAAAGGCUGAGGGCUAUCGGGGCGGUGCCGUUGACCUCCUUCCCCGCCCAAUACGCUUCCCAAUUUGGCGCUCCACCACAGCCGGAUGUCUUAGAAGCCCUUUCUCUAGAGGCACUGGUGUAUGCAUCUGGUGGAUGCGUUGAAGCCGGUUUGAUACGUCCACCGGGCGAAUCCCCACGUUGGAGUACCUCAUUGUUAGCCGCAUGCGCAGUCCUAUGCGCCGAUAAAAGCAUAGCUAGAGGAUCUACGGAAGACUAUUUCACUACCGCAUAUCGUCGAUUAAGAGGUUCAGAUCCCGAUUUGAGGAAUUUAAUUAAAGCGGGCGUUAUUGAAACGUCGGAUCGUUGGAUCAAAUUGACCGCCCCAUGGCGUACGGUGUGGCGUAUAGCCCAAAUAUUAUCGGACAGAUCGACACCGAUGACCGCUAUGGAUGUGUACGAGGAUUACAUUACACGUCACGAGCCAGUAUUUCCUAGUGCCGAUUUAGGUGCCGAUAGCGUUGUUGAUUUCCUGCGUCAAUAUCGCGAGGUAUUCGUGGAAGCUAGUCCCGGUUUCUGGUUGCUGUGUGAGGGAGUUACUGUGCUCCGUUGUCGUGAUCCAGAUCACGUAGACUACUCUCUGUACGAUACACCGCCUGGCCAAAAGGGAUCUAGAGUGUUUGAAUCUCCUAUAGGCAACAUUUGGUGCUCUCCUCCUGCCAGUGCGUUGCCAACUCCAUCUGCAUUUCUCACCCAUGAAAAGCGUCGCAUGCGGCUGGCAGCGCAUUUCGAUUCCUAA